CUGACGUCACGAAGGGGGGCGGUCCCACAUUUGAUGACCUCAUUGUAUAUACGAGCGCUAGCGACCGAGGUCGGUUAUUUUAUCUCACACUCGGCCUUGUUGUUGCGUCUAAGGGACCGGGUUGGCUCUUUUGAGGUGGCCAUAGACGCCAAGAAACAUAAGUGACGGCGCAUUGAGUUGGCCACAGCCGCUGAGAAGGUUGCCAUCGCAACGCGGCCGCUGGAGGGUUUCGUUUCCGGGUUAGGCGGCCGCGGAGGCGUAGACGGAAUAGCGGCUAUUCCGGUUACCCUUUCCCAGUGCCAGAGGCGCCUAGGGUUGGAAUCCUCACGCGACUCCCGGAACAGAGAGACUAGACACCGAGCCGCGGCUUCCGCGAGAUCGAGGGACGCGCUAGCCAGAGGAGAAGAAAGGAACCCGGGUCGGACCAGAUCGGAACCGCUGACCAUUGCCCAUGGCGGCCCUAGGCCCCAGCAGCCAGAACGUCACUGAAUACGUCGUUCGAGUUCCGAAGAAUACAACCAAAAAAUAUAACAUCAUGGCUUUUAAUGCAGCUGAUAAAGUCAACUUUGCCACGUGGAAUCAGGCCCGGCUGGAGCGGGACUUGAGCAACAAGAAAAUCUACCAAGAGGAGGAGAUGGCCGAGUCAGGCGCGGGCAGCGAGUUCAACCGCAAGCUCCGGGAGGAGGCUCGGAGGAAGAAGCUCGGCAUCGUCCUCAAGGAGUUCCGGCCCGAGGACCAGCCCUGGCUGCUCCGCGUCAACGGCAAAUCCGGCAGGAAGUUCAAGGGCAUCAAGAAGGGAGGCGUGACAGAAAAUACGUCCUACUAUAUCUUCACCCAGUGCCCCGACGGGGCCUUUGAGGCCUUCCCCGUGCACAACUGGUACAAUUUCACGCCGCUGGCCCGGCACCGCACGCUCACUGCUGAGGAGGCUGAGGAGGAGUGGGAGAGGAGGAACAAGGUGCUGAACCACUUCAGCAUCAUGCAGCAGCGGCGGCUCAAGGACCAGGACCAGGACGAGGACGAGGAGGAGAAGGAGAAGCGCGGCCGCAGGAAGGCGAGCGAGCUGCGCAUCCACGACCUGGAGGACGACCUGGAGAUGUCGUCUGAUGCCAGUGACGCCAGCGGUGAGGAGGGUGGUAGAGCCCCCAAGGCCAAGAAGAAGGCGCCCCUGGCCAAGGGCAGCAGGAAGAAGAAGAAGAAGAAGGGCUCAGAUGAUGAGGCCUUCGAGGACAGCGAUGAUGGGGACUUCGAGGGCCAGGAGGUGGACUACAUGUCGGACGGCUCCAGCAGCUCCAUGGAAGAGCCUGAGACCAAGGCCAAGGUGCCGCAGCAGGAGGAGGGGCCCAAGGGCGUCGAUGAGCAGAGCGACAGUAGCGAGGAGAGCGAGGAGGAGAAGCCACCUGAGGAGGACAAGGAGGAGGAGGAGGAGAAGAAGGCGCCCACCCCGCAGGAGAAGAAGCGCAGGAAAGACAGCAGCGAUGAAUCAGACAGCUCAGAGGAGAGUGACAUUGACAGUGAGGCCUCCUCGGCCCUCUUCAUGGCGAAGAAGAAGACACCGCCCAAGAGAGAGCGGAAGCUGUCGGGAGGGAGCUCAAGGGGCAACAGCCGCCCGGGCACGCCCAGCACAGAGGGCGGCAGCACCUCCUCCACCCUGCGUGCCGCCGCCAGCAAACUCGAGCAAGGGAAGCGGGUGAGCGAGGCGCCUGCAGCCAAGCGGUUACGUCUGGACGCGGGGCCCCAGAGCCUGUCCGGAAAGUCGACUCCCCAGCCACCAUCCGGCAAGUCGACACCCAGCAGCGGAGACGUGCAGGUGACUGAGGACGCCGUGCGCCGCUACCUGACGCGGAAGCCCAUGACCACUAAGGACCUGCUGAAAAAAUUCCAGACCAAGAAGACGGGGCUGAGCAGUGACCAGACGGUGAAUGUGCUGGCCCAGAUCCUCAAGCGCCUCAACCCCGAGCGCAAGAUGAUCAACGAUAAGAUGCAUUUCUCCCUCAAGGAGUGAGCCUUUGUCCAAUACACAGCUCUGCUCUCCAGAACUUCUCGGGCUCUCACUGCCCCUUUGCCGUCCUGCUCCCUGACUGCCAGGGCCCCAGAGUUAGCAAUUUUGGAAAAGUUUAAGCCAUUUCCUCCUCUGGCCCUUCUGGAAUCUUCAGCUGCCUGGUAGGCCUUCUUAUUGUCCUCUUUCUCCCUGCUCAGCCUCCCUCAUGCUGACCAAGGCCUGUGCUGCCCACUGGGUAGCAGUUCUGCCUUCCACUUCCUUAGGCCUCUCUUCAGCCGUGACUUCAUCUACCACGUAGCCCAUUAGGUCUUCAGUUUUGGCCAGGCAUGAUAGUGAGUGCCUGCGGUCUCAGCUACUUGGGAGGCUGAGCCCAGGAGUUCAAGCUUGCUGUGAACUAUGUUGGUGACACUGUACUCCAGCCUGGGUGACAGAGCAAGACCCUGGCACA
This is a messenger RNA of Sapajus apella (tufted capuchin), 2450 nucleotides long. RefSeq names its product general transcription factor IIF subunit 1 (gene GTF2F1). Gene Ontology annotation, molecular function: TFIIF-class transcription factor complex binding; DNA binding; RNA polymerase II general transcription initiation factor activity. Lineage: Eukaryota; Metazoa; Chordata; Mammalia; Primates; Cebidae. The transcript has 13 exons. Bases 452 to 2005 code for a protein of 517 amino acids. Gene Ontology annotation, cellular component: transcription factor TFIIF complex; nucleus. Gene Ontology annotation, biological process: transcription initiation at RNA polymerase II promoter; positive regulation of transcription elongation by RNA polymerase II. The record is from RefSeq and is a predicted model, not a curated record.